Molecule: messenger RNA, 5704 nt
Organism: Spirodela intermedia
Lineage: Eukaryota; Viridiplantae; Streptophyta; Magnoliopsida; Alismatales; Araceae
Source: the annotation of a GenBank genome assembly
AUGGCGGAGACUUUCGUUUGUCCAAGUGAACUUCAUCUGAAAAAAGAACUCAGCGCCGUCCGGAAAGCGCGAUUUCUACGUGACCCUGAAACCUGUUCGUCAUGGAGGUCCCCUUUGGCAUCAAGGUCCAUAAGUGCUUUUUCUGGUUUGAGAAAUGCAGAUGACAUCGAUCUUGAACCCAACUGUGUUUUAACUUCAAGAAUCGGAAGCAGUGCAAAAAAGGUGUACCUUUAUAAUUGGGUUCACCACUCCAGAAAAUCCAGUGAUAGUGGUAUAAAAAUGGACGGGGAGAAUAAGGAGGGUUCUGCUUGGGAUACUCCUGGGGACAGCCCGGUCAAUCCUCGGAAGGUUGAGGACAAGGAUAAUACACUCCUUGAAGAGCCUUUGCCAGAUUCUACUGUCAAGAGGACAAGGCAUGAAAUACCUAUGAGAAAGAGUGUUAGAAAAUUGAGAAGAUCUCCUCUUUUGAAGCAUCGAAAUCUGAGGUGUUCUGCCAGAACAAAGCUGCUCGAUCCCCCAUCAAGCACUUACCGAACUCUAAACUCUUCAGACCACUCUGAGGAUGCCGAAUAUUGCAAUUCUGGAGACAUGCGGCGAUCAACGCAGGAGUUGAUUCGAAAAAAUGGGUAUGUUUCCAGCCCAGCUUCACCUUUGAUUUCAGGGUCUGGUUGUGGAAAUUGGUCAAUUUCAUCCAGAGUUUUGAGAACUGCUGGAAAAGAUGAAUCGUCCAAUUCUGUGACCCCGGUUUCUACUAGCUCCAUAGAUAGAAAUAGGCGCAAGAACCCUAGUUCUGUGGUUUCCUGGGAUGUUACCUCAGUUUCCUAUGACGGGGAGGAGGUGAAGCCGGCGGAACUCUUAAAACGCCGAGGAAGCAGGAUCCCUCGUUCAUCAUCAAAAAGAGUGAAAGAUAGAGGAUGUGGAGGUUGGUACUCUCCAUCACUUUCUGAUACAUUAAAAAGAAAGGGAACUAGCAUUCUCUGUGGAAGUCAAACACUAUAUCAGAAGAGGAAGUCACCUGGAGUUCGCAGAAAAAAGUUUCUCUCAAGGGCAUCUCAUGGUUUACCUCUGCUGACAAAUGGUGUUGACGAGGACCAGUCCUUGAUGGAUACAGCAAGUGAUGAUCUGUCAACUAAUUUGGGGGAACUUGACCUAGAGGCCCUGAGUCGGCUGGACGGAAGGAGAUGGUCAAACUGCAAAAGUCAAGAAGAUUUGGGGAUCCGGUUACCUUCUGGAGGUGAUGGGGAGAUGCCCAGUCAUAGGAGUCUGAGUCAGAAGUAUAGGCCCAGGUCUUUUGAUGAAAUAAUUGGCCAGAAUAUCGUUGUUCAAUCUCUUCAUAAUGCUAUUUUGAAGGGAAGGAUUGCCCCGGCAUAUCUUUUCAAUGGUCCACGUGGCACAGGAAAAACGUCAACUGCAAGGAUUUUCGCAGCAGCAUUAAAUUGUUUAGGUACUGCAGAAAACAAGCCAUGUGGUGCUUGCAGGGAAUGUGCAGAUUUUGCAUCUGGAAAUGGAUUAAACAUUAGAGAAUUAGAUGCUGCAGAUAAGAAAGGCAUUGACAGAAUUAGAAAUCUAUUGAAAAACAUUCACAAAGUGGCAUCUUCAUCCCGUUACAAAGUCUUUAUCAUUGACGAAUGCCAUGUUCUACCCUCCAAGGUUUGGUCAACCUUAAUAAAGUUCCUUGAAGAACCCCCGCUGCAUUCUGUUUUUUUGCUCGUAACGAUUAAUCCAGACAAAUUGCCUCGUGCCAUUUUGUCGAGAUGCCAGAAAUACCUAUUUCCAAAGAUCAAAGAUGCUGACAUAGUGAGGCGUUUGGGAAUGUUGUCAUCUGAAGAAGGUCUUGAUGUUGAAUUGGAUGCACUGGGUUUGAUUGCACUAAAUUCUGAUGGAUCGCUAAGGGAUGCAGAAACAAUUUUAGACCAAUUAAGCUUGCUGGGGAGGAGGAUCACUGCGUCCCUAGUAAAUGAUCUGGUGAGUCUUAAUUAUUUUUCUUCUCUAAUCACUGAAUCUCUCCUUUUCCUUUUCUGCUUCGUCGUAAGUUAUAGUUAACGUUCACUUUUCUCAUGAUUAAUGUUUCUAUUUAUUUAGGUUGGACUUGUCUCAAAUGAGAAGUUACUGGAUCUCCUUGAGAUAGCCAUGUCAUCAGACACAGCUGAAACAGUGAAAAGUUGCAGAGAGUUAUUGGAUUCUGGUGUUGAUCCAAUGGCUUUGAUGUCUCAGUUAGCAGGGGUCAUUAUGGAUAUUAUUGCAGGAAUAUAUAGGAGGCCUGGCACAAAGUCUAAUGAAACAGUUCUCCGUGGACGAAGCUGUAAGAACCUUCUAUCUUGUUGCUGAUAAUCACCGUAAAAUCCUUGAAAAAAAGUAGGCAUGAGUUCAUGACUACCUUUAUUUGUUGACCUUUUUCUCUUUUGUGAACUCCCCGCGUAUUUUGGCAGUAGUAGAAAUGUUGUGGCUAGAAUUUCUUGGAAUGCUUUUUGUUUUAUUCAAGUUGAGUUUUUGGAAAGUAAUGUUUGUGAGAGCAAGCUCAUACUGAUUGCGCCAAUGUUUUUCAUUGAUAGAUUGCACCAAUGUUUCUACGUCCGCAGACAAUGAAAAUAAGAUUAACGUUUUUGUAGCAAUCGCGCCUAGGGUGCAUGGUUUAAACCCUCAUCUUGGGCGGUGGUGUAUUCCAGUCGCUAAUAUGCUCUUUUGUCCUGUUUGUUCAUAAAUGUCUCAUACUGGCCAUUGAGUGAAACCCUUCUAUCUGCACAUUGCUACGCCCUACUUUUUUGCAGAAUUUAUGGUUAAGAUUUAGAAAUAAGACACCGUAUUGACAUCAGUAUCUGUCACAUGAUUAAAUUUCCUGGAGGGUCGAAGAUAAAUAGAUGAAUUUGAGGACGUCAGACUGAUCAUUGUCACUUUUCAAGACACAUUACUUAUAGAGCUGAAACUUUUGUCUACUUUAUCUGCUUGCUUUAACCUGCCAAGUCCAAUAAAUGGUAAUUUAAUUUCAGGAACUCGUAUUUUGACACUUCGUCUUUAAUCAUUUAAUGUCUGGUAACAAUUAUAGAUAUUUCUGUCUUUUUCCUUCUAGUAUUACUUUUUUCCUCAUUCUCUGCACUCCAAUUUGUUGAACUCUGAGUGUCAGUGUUAUUGCCCAACUGGAGAUAUAUACUCUGCGAAAAAUGUCAGAAAUAUGCUUAUUCGAUGAUUAAUUUUAGAGCUAUUUUAUUGUCAGAGAAUCACAUCAUUGAUUCUCUGCAAUCAUAGUUAUAGCCUUAUGCUUGUGAUCUUGCCACCUGAUUUGCUGCAAUUGCUCUUUCUUCAGUGACUAAUGCUGAAGUAAAUAGACUGCAACAAGCACUCAGGAUUCUGUCAGACGCUGAGAAGCAACUGAGAUUGUCAAGUGAACGUUCAACAUGGUUCACAGCAGCACUUUUACAACUUGGAUGUGGCCAUUCCCCUGAAGUUGAUCAUACAAGUGGCAGUAGCAGACACAGUCUACCAAAAACAAAAGCAAGCAGUAGUGAGAGGGUGAGAGGCACUCCAGCCGUUAAGACGUCUGAUGUUCUACAGCAAGAUAAACCGUCUUGUUCGGUUUAUACUCCAAGCAUGAUGAACGCCCAUUGUAGUCCCUAUCCCAAUCCAUCAUGUAGCAGGCCUGUAGGUGAGAAAAUUCGUGAUUUACUGCCUACUUGCAGUAAUUCGGGUGAUGGUAGAUUUGUGCGGACAACCUGCAAAGAUAAGGAUAAUGGUGAGAGUUUCUUCACUAAGAUUUGCCCUGAGAAGUUGGAUGAGAUUUGGCGAGUGUGCAUUGAGAAAUGCCAUUCAAAGACGUUGCGGCAAUUGCUCUCUGCUCAUGGACAGCUUUUAUCUAUUUCUGAAGCAGAAGGUAUGUUCGUUCGAGGUGUUUAUACUCGUUACCAGUCUUCCUGACCAUUUAAGGUUUAAUUUCAUUGACGGUUUGAUAUGAUAGUGCAAUGGCUCCCUUCGUUCUCCUUUUUGCACCAUAAUCAAUAUGACAUCUGACAAAUGAUAAAUGCGAAACCCUUAUAAAGUUGUCAUGUUCACUGUGACUUUGAGUGACAACAGCUUGAUCUAACUCGCACAUCUUUUCCAUGAAGAUAUUGUAUGAUUGUACGGUGCAUCUAUUUGUGGGGCUAAUCAAUACCUCGUCUGUGAUCAACAUAGUCGACUCCUUAAUUUUGUAUUUAGACUCAUUCCUUUCAACCUGACAAUUCUAGAAGAUUUUGUGGGUGCAUGAAGUGGCUUCUGAACUUUUCUCAAAGGACGUUUAAUUUUCUUGAUUUAUUGACAAAUUGCGACUGUUCUGUGGGUUUGAUUUUUCUUAUAGAGAUGAAUGAGCGGUAAAAACUCGUUGCUCGGGCCAUUUUUCUGCCAAAGAUUAAUUUUGGAUGUUUACAUGCGAUGGAUUGGUGGUGGUACUACUUGGCCCUAAGAAUCCAGUUUGAAACUUGCUGCAGGUGUUAUGGUUGUUUCUUUAGCCUUUGACGAUGAGGGUAUAAAAAACAGAGCUGAAGGAUAUCUGAGCAGUAUCACAAAUUCGAUGGAGAUGGUCCUCAGGCAACAUGUCAGAGUGGGAAUACGAUGUGUUCCUGGUAAUUUUAUGGGCAGCGUCCCUCUUUUUGCAGACUCAACUGGGGAGCAAUCGAAAACUGGCUUGCGGGCUGAAGAAAGAAGGUCAACGGAUGACUCGGAUGUUUAUGCAGCAAAAGAUUUGCGUGAGGAAUUUAUCUGCGCACCCAGGAAAAGCGCCGACAAUGCUGAGACUAGGUUGCGAAGAAGAACACCAGACAUCUGUGAAGGCUAUGAAGUGCCAAAUGCGACCGUAAACGCUGCAGGUUUACUGCUCUUUUCUUCCAGAGAAAACGGUAAACGCUCAUGCAAAGAAGAGACGAAGGAGGAGAUGGCGUUGAGAACGAGGCAAAAAUCAGGUUUUGAUGAACAAAGGUUGGAGAGUGUGUGGGCUCAAACCAUGGAGAAGACUACUCCUGGUUCAGAGAAACCUGUGAGGAACCAGAUUCUACCACAGAAUGUCAGAAGCCGCCAGCAUUGGGGUGAGUCAAUGCUGGCGCUGCCCAUAUCAUCCAAGCAUUGGGAGGACGAGUUGAACCAGGAAAUUAAAGCCCUGAAAAUCAGUGAUGCGCACCAUCACCUCAAGGAACCGCUGAGUGGUAGGGCUGGCGCCAUUUCUCCAAGCGUAUUUCACAAGGUCGGUUUCCCAGGAGGCGUUGACAGAGAAAGCCGGUGAGUUAUUCUUUCUUCCUCUCGUCUCUUUGCAAAUGAUGGUGGCAGAAUGUGGGGUGCAGAGUCUUCAAAUAGUGAGGAUCGUGCAUUUUAUCAUUAACCUUUUUGGUGCGCAGGCCGCUAGUUGCUCGAACCAGAAUGGAAAAAUGAUCGUAUUCUUUGAUACUCUAACUCACCCUCAGCGGUUAAAACGUUUUUAAAAUGUGUGGGCAGAGAGCGAGGAUCGGGAUCGGGCUGCAGUGGCCUUCUUUGCUGGAAGACUGGAAAGGUAGGGGAGCUUGGUUCUGGCGAUUAUUUCUAUUUUUUGCUCAACGGGUUUGAGAGCUCUCAUCUGCGAAUUCCCCAGCACCAGGUGACGGCGCAGAUGGCCCUCGAGGGGUCGCGAAAGAGUCGGCGUUUGCUGCGGUUCGGCCCGUGUCUGAGGUCGAAGAACACGGAGAGCAGCAGCUGCGGCAGAGCAUGA